Penicillium olsonii is the source of this 1590-nucleotide messenger RNA. The record is from the annotation of a GenBank genome assembly. NCBI's taxonomy places the organism in Eukaryota, Fungi, Ascomycota, Eurotiomycetes, Eurotiales, Aspergillaceae.
AUGUCUGUCGAGAAAGAAGACGAAUCCAAGCCCAGUAAGAUCGAGAGAGGCAACGACGCCCACGCCGAACAUGCCUCCGAUUCCGACGCCCACUCCGACAAGCCCAAGCUCCAAACCAGCGGCAAGCCCGAACUCACCGAAGAAGACUGCUACGACAAACUAGGCUUCUGUUUCCCAACAUGGAAGAAAUGGACAAUCCUCACAGUCAUCUUCCUGGUCCAAAUGUCCAUGAACUUCAACACAGGCGUCUACUCCAAUGCCGUCCCAGGCCUCGUCGAACGAUUCCACAUCAGCGAACAAGCCGGCCGAGUAGGGCAGUGCGUCUUCCUUGUCGCAUACGCAUUCGGCUGCGAGCUUUGGGCUCCAUGGAGUGAGGAGUUCGGCCGAUGGCCUAUCAUGCAGCUGUCUCUAUUCCUGGUCAAUAUUUGGCAGAUUCCGUGCGCGGUGGCGCCGAACUUCGGGACGAUUGUCGUGUGUCGUGUCUUGGGUGGAUUGAGCUCCGCUGGUGGCUCGGUCACUCUUGGUAUGACGGCUGAUAUGUGGGAGGCUGAUGAUCAGGGAUAUGCGGUUGCGUAUGUGGUUCUUUCGUCUGUGGGCGGAUCGACUGUUGGGCCGUUCUUUGGUGGGAUGAUUGGCCAGUGGCUUGAUUGGCAUUGGGUGUUUUGGAUGCAGUUGAUAGUCGGUGCUGUGACGCAGGCUAUACACUUUUUCGUUGUGCCGGAGACUAGAGCAUCAAUCCUUGUUGAUCGGGAGGCUCGACGACGUCGGAAAGAAGGUGCUGAUGUAUGGGGACCGAAUGAGCUGAAGACACCCCGUUUGGAUGUCCACGAUGUGCUUCGGAUUUGGAUUCGUCCAUUUGAGAUGUUCCUUCGCGAGCCGAUUGUUCUCUUUCUCUCUCUUCUGUCUGGUUUCUCCGAUGCCCUGAUCUUCGUCUUCACAGAGUCUUUCUCUCUGGUCUUCGAGCAAUGGGGCUUCAGUACCCUCGCCGUAGGCCUGACCUUCGGCUCGAUCCUCAUCGGCUAUGUCCUCGCCUACUUAAUCUUCUUACCAGAUAUCUACCGACAGAUCCAAAUACGCCGCAGAUCCGGCCCAGCAAGCCGUCUUGCAGAACGUCGUCUUCUACUUUUGCUCUUCAUCGCUCCCCUCGAGCCAAUCGGCCUCCUCGGCUUCGCAUGGACAUCAAUGGGUCCGCCCAUCCCAUGGAUAGCACCUAACAUAUUCGCCUGUAUGAUCGCAAUGGCAAAUUACGCCAUCUACAUGGCCACAAUCGACUACAUGGUCGCCGCGUACGGUCCAUACUCCGCAUCUGCAACGGGUGGAAAUGGCUUUGCACGCGAUUUCCUCGCCGGUAUCGCAACUAUGUAUUCGACGCCGAUGUACCAGAACAUGGGGUCGAAGUACCAUUUGCAGUGGGCGAGUACGCUACUUGGUUGUGUGGGCUUCUUGGUCCUCAUCCCCAUUUAUGUGUUCUACUGGAAAGGCCCGGCUAUUAGGGCUAAGAGUAAAUUUGCCCAGCAGCUUGCUGCUGAUCGUGAGAGACAUGAUGAGAGUCGGAGGGCGAGUAUGGCGAGAGCCUCUGUUGGUGCCUAG